UUUAAAAUUUUACAUUGACACUAGAAGAAGUAAACACAAAGCGGUUAAAUUUUGAAGAAAAAUUAAGUUUUUGAAGCAUUUUACUGCGUGGAAUUUAUUGUAACAAAUAAUAUUAAAGAAAGCAAUACACAUAUCUGUAGAGGAAAGGAUGAGUCAAAAUGAUCGAGAAUGCUAAGAACUAAGAAAUUACAAGAACACUAUUGCUGCAACUGCUCUAUAAAAGAGAGGAUAGCAAUGGAGUAAAUGCAGAAACAUUUAGGAGAUUCACUUUUGAGAAGCUGGUAAUCUUGAACAAUUAUUAACAUUCUUAAUAGUUAACUCUAUAUUAAGUUUAAGAUAAAAAAUAAAUAAAAAAAUAUUUAAAAAAAAACGUGAAUAGGAUCAGUGUGAAUAAACAUUUCAAUAAUUAUAAUCCGGAAUAUGAUUCAUCCGGAGAUUGAGAAGAUAGAUAAUCAAGUCCAAACAUCGCUUGAAGACAUCAGUCCUGAAACACGUGCACAAUUUGAAGAGGAAUUACAUAAACUACGAGAGGACAAAUCUUUGUUGGAAGGAAAAAUUCGAGGAUAUUUAACUCUUAGUGACAUUUGCCGUGAAUAUAAGGAGGAACUUUCGAAACUUAGACAGGACUACAAUAGACUACAAGAGAGAGUCAACGCAGAAAACAGUUUUAAUAGGAUGACCAGCCAGCUUUCCAAAAAUGAAUCCCCUACACCAGAUAACGACCUUGGAACAGUCAAAGGACACGAGCAUGAACAGCGUACACAAACUCACGACCCUAACUUUCAUUAUCAUCAGCCUCAAUCACCUCAUUCACGUUCAAUAAACAAUUUCGAAUCAGUUGCCUCAAAUAUACUAAAAGGGAAUGAAGUACCAGUUCGUACAAAAGAUCUUUUCGACCUGGUUGAAGAUCCACCAAAAUCUAGCGAGGGGACCAAAUCUAUGCCGCACAGUUUGGAAUCUGCGUCACAUUACCAAGAUAAAUAUCCAAUGCAGGAAAGCAUGGCUGCAGAAUCUAGUAGCAAAUCAAUUACAGGUCUCGGGUUCGAGCAUGUACCAUCAGAUGAUAUGGCCCUAGGUCAGUCAGCAGGGAAUAAAGGAUUCCGACAACCUGGAGAUCUUAUGAAUUUCAGUGUCACGCAAUCUAAGAGUCAACAUGCCGUUGAUGACCAAGAGCUUGAAAAUAUUCUUAAAUCCGUUCAACUGGACAGCCGUGAAAAUGUCGACCUCAAGAAAGUGGUUACGACCAUUAAAUCAUAUGCAAACUCAAACAGUGAGAAACUGCAGAAAUCAAAUGCCAUUCUCGUUGAUAUGAACAAGAAGAAUCAAAUAAAGAUGAAAAACCUUGAAGAUGAAAUAAAGCGGCUGAAGAAGGUUAUUCAAGAAUUUGAACAAGCGGUUUCAAGGUCAAUGACCCCAAAGGACAGCUCAAAUACUGGAGGAUGGGUUCAUGUUCAGAAGCAGUCAGAGAGUGAAGCAGUUACCAAGACUACAGAGUUCAAACAAAGGUCAACUUCUGACAAUGAAGAAAUUGAAACUCUGAGGCAGAAAAACCACCAGUUAACUGAAGCCAAUCAAAGAUGGAGUAAUGAAUGGAAUAAGCUGGUCGCACAUUAUGACAGCCGGAUUAAUGAUCUGCAGACGGAGAGGGAUAGACUGGCAAAGGAAAUGACGGAGAACAAGAUCUCUGAAGAAGCCAAAUUAAGGGACUUUGAAAAAAUGCUCAUGAAUUCAAAGAAAAAGGCUUCUGAAGAAGAGAUGGCCAAGGAAGAGGCAUUUCUCCAAGUUACGUCUGCCAACAACCGAGCAGACGCACUUCAGUUGCAGUUACAAGAGAGUGAGGACACUAAUACUGCAUUACGAAGGGAAAAACAAGUUCUUGAAACAGAACUUAGUGUCAUGAGGCAACGGCCAGUAACUUCUUCAGGAAGAGCUCAACAAGGACCCAGAAACGGACGAAGUCAGAUGGACCUGGAUACAGAAAACGACGUACUGCGCCAGCAACUUCUCGUUUUCCAGGAAGACUUUGACCGGGAACGGCAGGAUAGAGCCAAGGCCCAGUCUCUUAAAGACGAGUACAAGAAACAAAAUGAGCAGUACAAAAAACGGGUCCGUCAUCUUGAACAGAAAGUUCAAAACUUAGACCGACAGGUAAAAAUGACUGAAGAUUCAAGCAAGAAAUACCAAGAAGAGAAAAUUGCUUUACAACAAGAAAAUUCCAACUUAAAACUACAGCUUCAGAGAGAACAAGAAAAAUUACGUAACUACAUUCCAAGCCAAAUGGCUUAUCAGCAACCACUGGUCCAGUCUGCUGGUUUACAGCCCCAGAGGCAAGUUAUUUUUGGACAACAAGUGCCGCAGCCCCGUCAACAACAGUACCAUAUACCACCAACAUAUGACCAACAGCGAGUUCCACAACUCCAAGUUGGAUACAAUGUACAAGCGCCUGGUUCCCAGUACAGUCCUUCUCCACAAGGUGUGUAUAGCCCACCGGCACCAUACUACCAGGCUAAUCAAGCUGGGAGACAGACAGAAUAUAAACCAGGCUCAUGGGCAUGUGACCAGUGCACUUACACCAAUUAUCCUGGGAGAACUGUAUGUGAACUCUGCGGAUAUAUCAGAAGCCCUUCAGCAACUCAACAGAACAAUUUCGCUUUUAGACCAACAGGAAAUGAAACUUUACAUGCCCGCGGUGACCCUCAACAACAACAACAACAACAUCAACAGCAACAGCAGCCACCAUAUGGCUAUGGUGGUUCAUCAGCCCAGCGGGAUGUUACUACUGACAAUAUGAAUUACAUGCAGUGAAAAAAUGUCCAGAUUAUACAAUGUCAACUGAAUCCUACAUCAGUCUUCAAGAGACACCGUGCAUCCCUUCGGAAGCCAAGUGAAUAGAUAAUCCUAAAAAGAACUUGCAGAUGUGAAAAUAAAAUCAAUAACAUUUUGCAGAGAAUUUUCUACAUUAAAAAAAUGGAGAAAUAUUUAAAGAUACUACAAAUGUUUCCAUGGUGAAAUGACGAACAUUUCAAAAUAUUAUAAGUAUCUAUUUACUUGGCUUCAAAACAUUAUCUUUUCGAUGGAGGAAGAUUAACAAAAAAAUCUCCAGUGAAACUUUCUGAGGAGGUUAAAUCGUUUUUCUUUCUCUUUGUUGUGGAGAGUAAAAGGUGGCAAGUGGAGUACAAUAAACACCGGAGGAGUAAAUGCUAUUUCGGUGCAUUUUCCAAUGGUAUGCAAAUAUGGAUGGUGAAAAGGCCACAUGGUGUGGAAGAUGAAAACACCAAGAGGGGAAGUUGUGAGGGUUGGAUGCAGUGGUUAAGACUUCCAAGAGGAUUCUUUUAGAAAAAAAAUAUAUGUACAUUUUAUAAUCAUAAAUGUCCAUUUAUCAUAGGAUUUUGUUUUGAUUGUAUGUGUGUUGAUUACACUUUAUCAUACUUUGUUUCAAUUUUAGAAAAUUUAAAUUUUGUGAUAAUUUCAGUAGAAAAGUAUACUGUUAUUUUUUGUUUUUACAUUAUUCUUUGACAUACCAAUUGUAAAGGAUUAAGGUUAUAUUUAUGAAAGUAUAAAUAUAUCUAUUAUCUGGUAUAUCUAUUGCCAUUAACUAAAAGAGGACAAUAAUUCGUCUUCUAGAUAUUAUGUAAUGAUUUUUUUUUCCAGUAUUUAUUUUUAUUUAACUUAUUGUUCAAUAUAAUGUUUCAGACCUAUUGAAACACAAGUAUUUUUUUCUAAACUAUGUUUAUGUUUUGUUGAAAAACAGAUGAUUUAUUUUGAAACAUAGAGAUGUUUUGUUGAAACACAGAUUUAUUUUGAAACAUAGAGGUUUUUUGUUAAAACACAUACUUUAUUUCAUAAUGUUUUUCUGUUGAAACACAGAUAAAUUUUUGUUUGAAACAUAGUGAUGGUCUUUUGAAACAAAGUGAUGGUCUUUUGAAACAUAGUGAUGUUUGAUGUUUUGUUGAAACUGAGAUUUCUUUUGAAACAUAGUGAUGUUCUGUUGAAACAAAGCUUUCUUUUGAAACAUAGUGAUGUUCUGUUGAAACAAAGCUUUCUUUUGAAACAUAGUGAUGUUCUGUUGAAACAAAGCUUUCUUUUGAAACAUAGUAAUGUUCUGUUGAAACAAAGCUUUCUUUUGAAACACAUUGAUGUUCUUUUGAAACAAAGCUUUCUUUUGUAAGAUUGUGAUGUUCUGUUGUAACAUGGAGAUAUAUCAUUUACCUGAGAUGUAUUACAUGUUUACAUAAUUCAUGCAUAUUUGAACUAUAGAUUAGGACUGAGACAAGGAGCUUUUUCUACCCAAGUGUCAUGUUCCCUUUGGUAAGAGAUCAACGGCUAAAGAUAAAAUCUAAAAGAGAACAAAAUUUUAACAUAAUUAUAAUAAUAAAAAGAAAAUGAGUCAUUCUUACAUUUACCUUUUGAAGUUCAAAGUAGCAAAAUUAUUUUGUUGCUUUUAUUCAUUUCAUAGACAAUUUUUUUGUACAUAAAAGUUUGAUGUACAAAAAAAAUGGCAUAUAUUUAUCAGAAUAAAUUGGUAUUUGGUAAAAUUUAUUUUUAAUAAGAUGAUAUUUUCUUAACCUAGCACUUCAGGGUAGUCAAGUGCUUGUCCCAGCCCUAGAAUAGGCACAACUUAAAGUGUUGUGUCACAUGGUCUGAUAUGACAAAUUUGCCGUAACGGUUAAAAUUUGCCGUAGUGACUACAAACUGGAGGUAUUUCUCCCAGUUGUCUUUGGUCUAUAGGGAAAUUCCCAAGUUGAGUCUGCCAAGAUGUAUAACUAUUAUGAUAUCAGUUGAUAUGUAACUAUUGUAUUUGCAGUUGAUAUAUAACUAUUGUUUACAGUAUGACUUUUGAUUAUAGUUAAAGCCCAUAUGAGGAUAGUUUAUGAGAUGCAGCUUUACAGUGAAGAUUUUAUGGAUAAACUUUAAGCACAGUCUUUUAUGUAUGGGAAACAGACUUUAUGCUCAGAGUUAACAUAUAUAUGAACAUACUUUAAGGACAAUGGUUUUACUUAUAUGAAAACAAACAUUAAGGACAGUGAUAAACUUUUUAAGGACAGUGUUAAAUAAGGACGAACUUUAAAUUUAUGUUCAUAAUAUGAUGAUAUUGAGUCGGUGCCCUAUAUCUUAGUGUGAUAUGCAACAUAGAUGUGACUAAUUAUUGAAUUGAUGCAGAUAACAAUCGUGGAUUCUUCGUUCCAUAUCAUAGGAUCUGCAACAGAAUCACACUAAGCCCCUGAACAAUAAACAUAUACUAAAUAAAGUACAUGUUAAUUACGAAAUCAGCACAAACUCUUCAGUGAUAUAGAGGAUGGAAUUGGGAAAAUUCAAAAGGGAAUGAAUAGUUGAGAAAUAUAUGAGGCAAAUCUUGAUUCUAUUAUUAUUCAUCAUUAACUUCUUUUUCAGGGUUCGUAGAUUGUGACGUGAAAAAAAUGCCGUUGUCUGGUGUAGUGGGAUUCGUUUAAAAUAUAAAUAAAAAAAAAUGUAUUUUGUAAUAAAUUGUAUAAACAUUAUUAUGUGAAAAAUGGAGAGAGAAAAAUAAGCAAAAAAAAUCAGUCAUCAAGUAUUUAGUAUUUUACCAUCUAUAUAAUUCUUUGUAUAAAUUUUGUUAUAAUUUUGUAACUUAAAAUCAAUGUUGAAUUCUGUUUGAAUGGAAGGAAAAUUCAACAUCUUGAUGAAAGUAAAAACUAUGAAACUUUUUAUCAAAUAACGUUUUUGUGGAGGAAUAAGAUCACUUUUUCCUGUGUUCCCCAACCAUAUUGUGAAGACAGGCAUAAUCCCAUGUAAACCAAAGGGAAAUAUUUUUUAUAGUGAAUAUGGGUGGAACUUUUGCAUUAAAAGAAAAAUAAAAAAACAGCAAACAAAAUGCAAUGGGAAGGUAAAGGAGUUUUAGCAAUCUAAAAGUAAAGACCAGUUUUGUUAGUUUAGAGAAUUAUUUUACUUAGUAACAUGGCAUAAUAACAUUAGUUUUUGCAAAAUGAUUAAUGACUGGCAGGAAAAAAAUAUUUGGAAAAAACAAAUUGUUUUAAUGUAUACAGAAACUUUAAUUGUUGUUUGAAAUCUUAACACUUUCUGACUCAAAAAUCAAGAAUUUUAUAGAUUAUAUAUUUUUUUUUAUUUCUUUAAAUAUUUAUUCACAAUUUAAUCUUACUAUGAACCAUAAAACUAUUUUCAAGCUCUGACCUAGGCUGCAAUGUGAAAGGCCUUACAAAAAGGACAACCAGUAUAUUGUACUUCUUUUUAUAAAGAUAUUUUCUAUGGACAUGCAACUUCAAUUAAUAAACUGAGUAAAGUGAUAAAUCAGAUUUCAAGCUAAGAAACUGUCAUGUUUAUGUAUUGUCCGGAGAGCUCUUUUCAGAACAGAGCUUCAUGUGUUACGAAAAAAGCGUUUCUUACCUAAAACUUAUUUUAUAAGUUUAUUUGACUCUGACAUGAAACAUAAACCCUAUGUGUAUUUAUCAACUUUAUAAACAACUCUAACAUGGACGUUAUUUCUCGUGCGUCUACAUCACUGUAAUUCUAUACCUUUGACUGCAUAUGUCCGGCAUACACAGAUAAUGGUUUUGGAUCACAGAGUAUCAACACUCACUUUAUUUUUCCCUACCUUUGACAAAUGCAAAUUAUUAAUUACAUUUUUAUUUGCACUUAAUGUUUUAACUUUUUUUUCUCCCGCUAAAACACUCACUUUUAAAAACUGAGUGUUAAACACUCAUUUUUAAAAACUGAGUGUUUUCUUGGUAGGAGAUCAAGUUAAACCAUCAUCUAUCUGUUUAGUGCUUAACUUUAUCUCCAACUAAAACACUUGCUUCCGUACUUGUCAGUGUUUUAGCACCAACUAAAAUGCUGGCUUUCUUAUAGCAAGUGUUUUAGUUGGAGAUAAAGUUAAAAACUCAUCUAUUAAAUGUAUAAAUUGCCAAUUAUUUAGUUUUUAACUUUAUCUCCAACUAAAACAAUUGCUUCCGUACUUGUCAGUGUUUUAGCACCAACUAAAAUGCUGGCUUUCUUAUAGCAAGUGUUUUAGUUGGAGAUAAAGUUAAAAACUCAUCUAUUGAAUGUAUAAAUUGCCAAUUAUUUAGUUUUUAACUUUAGCUCCAACUAAAUACUUGCUACUGUACUAUCAGUGUUUUAGCACCAACUAAAAUGCUGACUUCCUUGCAGCAAGUGUUUUAGUUGGAGAUAAAGUUAAAAACUCAUCUAUAAAAUGUAUAAAUUGCCAAUUAUUAAGUUUUUAACUUUAUCUCCAACUAAAACAAUUGCUUUCGUACUGUCAGUGUUUUAGCACCAACUAAAAUGCUGACUUUCUUACAGCAAGUGUUUUAGUUGGAGAUAAAGUUAAAAACUCAUCUAUUAAAUGUGUAAAUUGCCAACUAUUUAAUACUUAACUUUAUCUCCAACUAAAACACUUGCUACUGUACUAUCAGUGUUUUAGCACCAACUAAAAUGCUGACUUUCUUACAGCAAGUGUUUUAGUUGGAGAUAAAGUUAAAAACUCGUCUAUUAAAUGUAUAAAUUGCCAAUUAUUUAGUUUUUAACUUUAUCUGCAACUGAAACACUGACUUUGCUACAGUGAGUGUUUUAGUUGGAGAUAAAGUCAAUUAUCUCCAACUUAAACACUCACUUUCAUACUUAGAUUGUUUUAGCUCAAACUAUAACACUUAUUUCGUACAGCAAGUGUCUUAGUUUGAGAUAAAGUUAAAAUGGUCAUCAGAUUUGCAUUUUAUGUUUAUCUGUUACUAAAAAUAACAUUCUUAAGGAAAGUUACAGUUUUAGUUAUGGAUUAAAACACUCAUCCGCCUAGUGUUUAACUUUGAUCUCCUCCAAGAAAUACUCACUGAAGUAAGUAUUUUUUGGUGGAGAUCCAAGUUAAACACUGAGUGUUUUAAUCCAUAUCUAAAAGUGUCAGUGCACAUAGGUCAUGUGUUUCGGGAUGUUGUCAGAUAAAACUUGAAAAUAAUUAAUUAACCCCUUCCCUCCAUAAAAAACAAAACAAAACCAAAUGUAAGAAACUUUUUUUUCCAACUACAUGAACAUGUUCUGUUUGGAGUAAUCCGGAAAAUUUGAUGUGACAGUUUUCUUUUCAUGAGUUUUAUUGGCUUUAGUGUCAUGGUGGAAUUUUGAGUAUUUAAAUAUGAUUUUUUUUUAAAUGAUUUUGAAUAGCAUAAUUAAUGCCUUUCCAUUGCAGCCUACUUUUUUUUUCUUUUUUUUUUUUCGUCAAAGAUACAAAUUGUUUUCUAGAAGCAAAGAUUUUCAUUAAGAAAAGGAAUCAAGAUUUAUUAUAUUGACACUAAAGGGACAACAAUUUUCAGAUUUUUAUUAAUUUUUCCUGUGUAUUUUUUGUGGGGUAUACAGUAGAGCUCUAUAUUGAGCAUGAGUUUUUGAAUUUUUUGUGAAGACAGUAUAGAUAUAAUAUCUACAUCAAAGUUGCUGUAAUUAUAUAUAAUUUAUAUUAUAUGUAAUUAAUAUCCUUUUGAAAUUUUUUCAUAUCAUAAUUUUGAUAUAGGUAACAUUUUAACUAAGUUUCAUGUAAAGUAUUCGGAUACUUAAAGCGGUACAUUUUGAUCAUAUCUGGGUUAUACAAUGUUUAUGAGGAAAAACCCCGAUCACCUGAUCACUGUAAAAUGACUUAUUGAUCAAAUAGUCACUAAACACUGAACUGCAUUCAAUACUUUUAGCACAAACAGCAUGUAAAAUAGCAUCAUUGAUAUAGGAGGGCCACUCAAAAACUCUUUUGAGGACAUUUUAAAACCAAAACAGUUUUUGCUUUUUUAAAGGGGACUUUACCCCAAAGAUGGGGAAACUCUAGGAAAGAGAUAUAUACAUGAUGGUAAAUUUUUGUGAGAUACUUCAAGCAAACGGGAGGGGAUUAUUUGGAGGUUUGAGGUUUCACAGAACGGUUAUUUUACCAUGCCCAAUGACUAUAUAUUUUCUAUAGGAUAAAAAAAAAGAUUUUCAAAGCAGACAACAUAAUUAUUUUAGUAAGUGAAUUUACUGAACUUUAAAAAUGUUUGAAGGGAUUUGGAUAUCUAUAUUUUUACGAUUAUGAGAUAAUCUUCAAAAGGGAUAUAUCUAUAAGUGAUUUUAUUUAGACAAGGAAUUGAAAAGGUUUUGAUUUGAAUAUUGUUUGAAAAUGUUUUAACAAGUUACACGAUGUUGUUGACGGUUUAAAUUAUUGAUUCUUUUUUUUUGAAAUUAUAAAUUUAAUUAUUUACAAAGGUGAAAAGUUUCAUGUUUUUUAAUCGUUUAUUUUAAUUUCAUAUAUUUGAAUAACUUUAUAAGAAUAAGUGUUAAGUUCUCUCGUUGAAAUAGGUUACAUAACUUCAUGUAACAUGUUUUUUGUAUAGUUUUUUUUCCAUUUGUAACUACAUGUAUAUAGUAAGGAAUUAUUAACUCGCAACUUUGACAAUUACCAGUACCAGUGAUAAUUUAUGUUAUAUUGUAAGAAUUUUGUGGAAAUUCAUGGUAGUAAUUACCUCAUGACAAUCUGUGUAUUUUAGUUAUUAAGAAACAUGUAUAAUUAGUGUUUAGAAUGAUAAAUUCUUUUAAUCAGUACUACUUGCUCCAAAAUUCUUUAAAAACUGUUUGAUGUAUAAUAUAUUAUUGGAAUAAUACGGAUGCGCUUGUUGUAUUAAAAUAUAAAAAAUGAACAACACUUUUAUAGUUAAAUUCUUCUUAUGGAACCAUAUAUCAGUGUUAUUCCAUCGGAAUAGCAAUAUCAAUAAAACGACUUAUUUUAAGAAUCAGACUCUCCGGUCUAUAUGUCAUCGUUAAAUGCACAGAAUUGAAGGUAAAGUUUUAUUUGUCAAAGUUGUGACUAAUUAGUGGGGACGGAUUUUAUAGCCACUAUGCUUUGUCUUUUUCAUUGUCAUAUAUAUAGUGUUAAACAGUUUUGCAGUGUUUUAAUAUUGCUUUACUUUCUGCUAAUUUAUGCUAAACGGAUUCAUUAAAAAUACGAAUUAAUCCUAAUUUUGAAAAAGACAUCAUUUCAAUUUAACUUUUUCUUCUCAAUUAAAUAUCUUUUUCCAAUUAAACAUAUUUUUCCCCAAUUAAAGAUUGUUGUUUUUCCAAUUAAACAUCUUUUCUCCCAAUUAAUCAUUGUUGUUUUUCUAAUUUAACACUUUUUUCAAAUAAACGUCGUUUUUUUCCGUUGUACAUAUAAUACAAUACAAUAAAAAAGACAGUUAACGAUAAUAUUAUUAUUUUAAUCAUUUUAUUUGAUUUCUUUUUUUUUUUUCAGAAAAAUUAACAUUUACAAACAUCUUAUUGUUUUAUUUUAAUGUUACAAUCUGUAACAUAAAUGAAGUUAUGUACAUUAGCACUAUCGAUAAAAAUAUACAUGUAUACACAUCUUGUCACAUCUCUCUACUUGAAAUAAAGGUUUAUGUUACAAUU
Ruditapes philippinarum (Manila clam) is the source of this 10374-nucleotide messenger RNA. Its product is annotated as TNFAIP3-interacting protein 1-like. The coding region runs from base 421 to 2805 and encodes 794 amino acids. The record is from RefSeq and is a predicted model, not a curated record. The transcript is spliced from 19 exons. Gene Ontology annotation, biological process: regulation of transcription by RNA polymerase II; cellular response to lipopolysaccharide. Lineage: Eukaryota; Metazoa; Mollusca; Bivalvia; Venerida; Veneridae.